Molecule: messenger RNA, 1729 nt
Organism: Topomyia yanbarensis
Lineage: Eukaryota; Metazoa; Arthropoda; Insecta; Diptera; Culicidae
Exons: 5
Coding region: 139-1596 (485 amino acids)
Source: RefSeq, a predicted model, not a curated record
CUUCAUGUUUUGGACUCACAUCAGUCAGGUCUUAUUUCAGAAUGAAAAUAAAAAUUUCAGUUAACUUUUAAGCGCAUGAAAGUUAGAAAGUGCAUCUGAUUACUAAGUACAGUACACGAAAUUACCCCCUGCGAGAAAAUGAUAGUCGAGACUCGCGUUUUGGAGAAAGCCGCCCAGCUAGCAAAGCAAUGCCGACUUCCUCGGGUGUAUCACAAUGUCAUUGGGACAUGGCCUGAUGAACAAUAUUAUCGCUACUUUGCCCCGGUGUACGAACAGCGUCUAGGACAAUUAGCAUUUCUGCUUAACGAGUACCAGAAUGUGCUGCUGGAACAGCCAGAUCGGUAUAAUGCAGAGUUCCAGAUGAAUUUACUACUCAUCACCUACGAACAUGAUUUGAUAGCACCGUACCUUAACCAUCCUGAUUUGUCAAUAGACGUGUUUAUGGCCAAGUGCGAGAUUGAAAGUACGAUGUUACGUGAAGGUCCAGGUCCUAGCAACAUCUUACUUCGAAAGCUUAGUCGAUAUCUUCUCAGAACGUUCGGAUCCCUUAACUGGGAGUUUCAGUAUGGGAAUUUAAUGUGUCUGCGUGAAACUAUGCACUUCUUUGCUUCCCACAAUCUACCGGGUUAUCCCAAAAAGUUGAUCAAACAUGCAAUGUUAUGCAUAAAGGAAUUGGUCAAAACGGUUAACCGGUACACGUUCGCCUUCGCACUCUCAUUGCUGGAAAGCAGUCUCACAAAGUACACGUUCAGUUCGGUGAGCUCAAAAGCUCUAAGAGACGUCCUCGAUGGCCUGAUUGAUGCUCCGUUGAACUUGCGGCGCCAAUGCGUUCUUGGCUUCAUUUCCGCAGUAGAGAAAUGUAUCGAAGGUUUCGGUAACAAGUUAUUGAAAUCCUCCGAGCUAGCAAGAUGUUAUCGAGUAAUUGAUAUGGUUUUGGAUGACAUUCCCAUUGCCAAGAACAGUGAUCAUACAGAACGACUAUUAAUGCUUCUUCUGCGGCUACUCUACAUAGAUUAUAAUGAAUUUCCGCUUGACAAGUACAUUUGCAAACACAGAUUACUUACAAAUCGGAAGGAAGAUCUUAUGAAGGUUGCGUGGCAUGGAGCACCUCGUUUCGCUGAAUGGACUGUCAAAGUGGUGGAAUUACUCACAACGUUGCCACUGAAGUACGAUCAAUGUCCUUACAUCGUCAAAUUAAUAUCACUUGCACUGCUGGUCGCAACUAGACUACCUCGUGUGGCAAAUGAGGAAAUGAUGCUCGAAGCUGUUUCUACCAUUGUCCAGUGUUACGAAAAGUUUAUCACUGGGUUGGCCCAACACUAUAGCAACUGGAAACCGCCUGAGACCUUCGAAGAUGUCACGGGUUAUCUGACUGAAAUUGAUACGCUUGUGUUCAUACUCGGUUGCAUGUGCAACAAUCAAACUGCGUUGCUCAAUCGAUACUUACGGCAGUUGUCGCUCUGCGACGUUACAUCGUCGGUUCAGAUUAUAAAGAGUUACCAAACCAAGUUUGAUGAAUUUGUUCAGAUCGUUUGCGAUGGGCAGCGGCACUUGAAAGAAUUUGUGCAACAACACGAGAACGGAAGUACAUCUUGAUUCUAUCGACGUUUUCAAUGCACAUUGGAUGCAACAUGAUUUUUUUUUGUCAUUCGUAUACAUUUUAAUGUAAUCUUUUCAUGUAUUUGUCAUGUUAUCAAAUUCGUAAUAAACAGUUUCAUAAGAAAUUGAA